Musa acuminata AAA Group (dessert banana) is the source of this 975-nucleotide messenger RNA. RefSeq lists its product as uncharacterized. The transcript has 3 exons. Gene Ontology annotation, molecular function: double-stranded DNA binding. Bases 196 to 858 code for a protein of 220 amino acids. Gene Ontology annotation, biological process: regulation of DNA-templated transcription. Lineage: Eukaryota; Viridiplantae; Streptophyta; Magnoliopsida; Zingiberales; Musaceae. The record is from RefSeq and is a predicted model, not a curated record.
UCCCCUCGCUCGCUCUCUCCCCCUCGAUCAGAAAUUAAAAAUCGCACCUUUUAUUCCAUGUGCAGUAGAUCAAGAAACAUGUUGCUUUUUGAUGAUUGCUGCACAAAGCUGUUUGGUCGUUUCAUCUUUCCCAUUCAAUUAGUUAUUCUGAUCGGGCGAGCUUCAUCUCCGCCUUCCCUUUUUGUUUCUUAAAGAAUGUUGGGGCGAUCAUCAGCAGUGACUUUACCGACCCAUGAAUACUCAGCAUACUGCUCUCUCUUGUUGGAUACUUCAAUUCCAAUACCAAAUUUGGUGCUGCCUAUAUGUAAAUCAUCAUGUGGAUUCAGGCCCAUUGUUCAAAUGAGUGCAAGCCGAAACAACAGUUGUAAUUUAAGUUGCACUUCGAACAAGUGGAGGAUACACUCAGUUGAACAGGUCCAAGCAGUCCUAUUAGAAGACGAACAGAAGAAAACAUGGGAGACGUGCACAGAAAUACUCUCCACAUUAAAAUUUUCGAUCGAGGAAGCAGACUCCAUUCUCAAAAAGGCAUUUGGCUGGGUUCAUUCACCCUAUUGGGGGGAAGAAAGAAGCAAGGAAGUUCCAAAGGUACAAAAGGUAAAUGAGAUGUUGGAUUACAUCAAAGGUUUGGGCCUUAAUGAUGAGGACCUAUACAAAAUACUGAAGAAGUUUCCUGAGGUGCUUGGAUGCAGUCUAGUUGAUGAAGUGCAGACGAACAUUGACAUGCUGGAGAAGGAUUGGGGAAUCAAAGGGAAAGCUCUUCGUAAUCUUCUUAUUAGGAAUCCCAAAGUUUUGGGCUACAAUGUGGAUUGUAAGGGAGACUGCAUGGCUCAGUGCACUAGAUGUUGGGUUCGAUUUUAGAACAGUGAUGAAGGCUACAAGUAGCCAAUUGUCUUGCAAUGUGUCUGUAUUCUUUCAACCUUUCCCAUGCCACAUCAUAGUAGUUAUUUUAAAAUGUUAUUAUGAGAUUUGGGUGCA